Messenger RNA from Rhodotorula graminis WP1, 4578 nucleotides. RefSeq lists its product as uncharacterized. NCBI's taxonomy places the organism in Eukaryota, Fungi, Basidiomycota, Microbotryomycetes, Sporidiobolales, Sporidiobolaceae. The record is from RefSeq and is a predicted model, not a curated record. The transcript is spliced from 10 exons. Bases 1 to 4578 code for a protein of 1525 amino acids.
AUGUCGUCGAUGGAGGUCUCCUUCAGCGGCUCGCCCCCGCCCACGCUCGACCCGACCUCGCCCGCCGCCGAGUCGUCCUCCCCAUCGACCGCGCGCGCAACCUCGCGUCCGCCUCCCGCCACGGCCGGCACCGAGCCUGCCCCGCGCACCAAGGUGACGCGCACAUACGGCCGCAAACCUGUCGAGGACGCGCCGGCGGUCGCAGAGCCUGUCGAGGACGAUGGUCGCGCCCUCGGACGCAACUCGACCCUCGUCAUCCCCGACUCGGAGCCCGCCCUCAAGGCGCAGCACCUCUCGCCCGAGUCGGACGCCGACGGCGACAAGACGAUGCGCGCGCGCCCGGUCCAAGCCUCGUCGUCGCCGACUCGCCGAGACGUGCAGUCGACCGACCCGACGAGCGAGGACGAGGAGCCCGUCAAGCUCGCCGGCACGCGCAACAAGCCGUCGAUCGCGGCCGCCAUCGUCAGCGACAGCGACUCGAGCGGCGACGAUGACGCCGCGUCGGGCGACGACACGGGCGCGCUCGCGUUCCUCAAGCGCCGACCAGCUCUCGAGGACCUCCUCGCCGACGUCGACCGCGACUUUGACGCCCGUCCCGAGGACACGACCGCCGCCACGACCGUCCUCCCUCCCACCUCGUCGUCCCUCCCCCCGCUCACCAUCACCAACGAGUCGGGCUCGUCCUCUCGCCCCACCUCCUCCUCCCAGCGCUCGCCCGCUCAGCGCCGCUCCGCCUCGCCCUCGUCCCCAUCUCGCGACCUGGACGAUAUCGAGGCGCUCCUCGCCUCGACGCAGUCGGCCGACAGCGAAGACGUCGUGCCGACGGCGCGCAGUCGCGCCCGCAAGCCGCGCGCCGUCCUCGACUCGGACGACGAGGACGAGCAGGCCGACGCGCCGCAGCCGUCUCGCGCGCCCAAGCCCGGCGCGACGGCGCGCCGCGUCAUGUCGUCGGACGACGAGGCGUCGACGCCGAAGCUGUCGGCGGCCGAGAAGGUGCGCCGGCUGUGGCAGAAGAAGAAGGACGCGCAGGACGCCGAGGCGCGCAAGCGGGGCCUCGAGCUCGCGGCGGCCAGGGGCGAGGAGUUCGUCGAGCCCGAGCCGGCGCCCUUCCUCGAGGACCUGAUCGAGGAGGACUCGGACGAGCGGACGGGCAAGAAGAAGGCCAAGGGCAGGAGGUCGACCGAGAAGAAAGUCAAGUCGCUCAGCAAGAAGGAGCUCGACGAGAUGAACAAGGUCACGGCCGCCCUCAACCGUCAGCAAGAAGUGCGUCUCGUCGCGACCCGCAAGGUCGGCCUGUCGGUCUCGGACGCCCUGAAGCAGCACCAUCUCUCGUCCCUUCCACCUCCCGUCGUCAACCGCAGCACGUUCACCCGCGGCCCCUCCGCGACCAUCACCCUCUCCUCCUCGUCCGACGCCAUCGUCACCUCGUCGCCGCCUCACGACCUUGUCGCCCAGACGCCCAUCCCCAAGCUCAAGCUCUCGUCCAAGGCGCUCGGCAAGCAGCGGGCAACGUCGCCCAUCGCCGACGGCGACCACGAUACGCCCGUCCCGCACCGCGUCCGCAAAUCUCUCGCGCUCGGCGACCGGCCUGAGCGCAGACGGUCGCCCGCACCGACCGCCGCCGUGGCCCGCGACGACGACGACGACGACGACGAGCUGCUCGCGCCCGCCGAGAUGAUGCGCCGCGACGACGAGAAGCGCGAGAAGGCUCGUCGCGCGCAGGCGCUCAAGGACAAGAAGCGCGCCGCCCUCGCCGCCGCCAAAGCCGCGCAGGCCGACUCGGACUCGGACCUCGAGAUCGAGAUGCCCGGCGCGCCGUCGAGGACGGUCCGCGCGUCGUCGUCGCAGGCCGAGGACACGCUCGCCGCGUUCGCCCACACGCCCGCACGCCCCCAGAACGACCCGCGCAAGAUGCUCGCCCGCAUCGCCGGCGUCGACCUCGCGCACCCGCCGAGCGACGACGCGCUCCCGAGCGAGAGCCAGCUUGAAGCCGCCGGGCACGAGUUCGGCCGCCACCUCGACGCGCGGUACCACGAGAACCUCACCUCGACGCGCAAGAAGCACCUCCCGUCUACGAUCCUCGCGUCGUCGUCCACCUCGCGCGCCAAGAAGAGCAGCCGGCCCGUCGAGAUCACGCACGAGAAGCUCAGCGCCGGCCUGAGGGAGAAGGUCCAGCUGCAGGCUCUCGCCGUCCGCACGAGGAACGCGACGCGCGCCCGGCAGCGCCAGCAGAACGCCGCCGCGCAGGGCGACCAGCAGGAGCUGCAGUCGGUCGAUGUCGACGCGCUCAUCAAGAGCAAGCGCGAGAAGGAGGAGGCGGACGAGCAGAUGGACGAGGACGAGGACGGCGACUACGUCGACGGUGGCGAGGACGAGGACGACGCCGAGGAGGGCUCGGGCUCGGGCUCGGAGCCGGACGCGCUCGGCAGCGAGGCCGACGAGCUCGCGCCGGCAACGGUCGCGACGGCCGUCAACGAGGACGGCGAGGACGAGGUCGACAGCGAGGGUGAGCUCGUCAUGCCUCGCUCGUCGCAGAACUCGGAGCGCCAUCUUCGGGCGACGCAGGAGGCGGCAGAGGACGAGGACGAGGACGAGCAGAUGCCGCCGCCGCCAACGUCCCGACGCACUGCCCACAAGAUCCGCAUCGCCGACGGCGACGACGACGACGACGGGCAAGAGCGCUCGACGUCCGACACGCCUGCGCCGACUGAGCUCGCGCCGACCGAGGUCGUCAAGACGCCGUCCGUCGCAGCUCAAGCUCCGGCCAAGGUCGCGUUCGGCGACUUCCUCGGCGACGGCGGCAACGCCGGCGGCUUCUCGCAGUUCUUCGACUCGCAGUUCAGCCAGGGAGCAGGAGGCGACGACCAGGUCGAGGGCUUCCUCCGUCCGGCCAACGACGACCUGUCAGCACCUGCGCCGACCAUGUUCGCCGCACAGCCGCUCAUCAGCACCGCCGAGCGUGCCGCCGACGUCGCUCGCCUCGAAGCUCGCGGCGGGUUCAACGAUUUCGAGCCGGCAACGCCUCGAGAGCUUCCUGCGCCGCGCCAGUACAUCAACGACAAGGGCUUCCUCACCCAGACCCGCCCGGCCAACCUCUUCGACUCGCCGUCCGACUCGCCCGCCUACCACCGCCAGUCGAUGUCGAUGCUCGACUCGCAGUCGCAGGCGCUCGACGAGACGCAGGUCGCGACCGCCGAGACGCCGACGCAGCUGUCCAAAGACCCGACCCGACUGCGGCGCACCGCGGCGCUCACGUCGUUCGAGAGCCUCGCGCCUCUCGCCCCGACCGAGGUCGACUCGUCCCGUUCUCGCGAGGAGGCGACGCAGCUCGACGACGCGCAGGUCGACGAGACGCAGGACACGCAGGACGCGCUGCACACUCUGCCGUCGGCGGCGCAGCCGACCGCGCCGCGCAACGCGUUCGACGCGCUCAAGGCCGGCGCAGCCCACGUCGACGCGCCGGCCGAGGCGCAGCAAGUGCCUCGUCGCCGCAUGCGCAACGCGUUCGUCGAUGCCGAGGCGAACCUGUCGGACGAGGAGGUCGGGCUCGGUCUCGGCGGCCUGAGCGGCGACGAGGACGAGGACGGGCAUGACGCCGAGCUCGAGUCGCUCGUCGACAACGAGGAGGUCGACCGCGACGUGCAGGACGAGCAGGACAAGCUCGCUCGCAGCCGCUUCCAGGAGGACCAGGAGAAGGCCGAGGCCGAGGCGAUGAAGCGCGCACAGCGCGUCGUCGACGGCAAGGAGCGCCAAAAACGCGGCGCCUACGACCUGUCGGACGACGACUUUGACGACGAGUACGUGUCGCGCAACGGCCACCGCGAGAAGAAGGCUCGCGUCGAGUCGCUCACGAUCGGCCAGCUCAAGGAGAACGAGGAGACGCAGGCGUUCGGCAACAUCCUCGCCCAGGGGUUCGUCCCGACCGCCAAGGUCGGCGAGUACGCGUUCCUCGAGACGCAGCACGGCCUGUCGGACGACGACGAGGACGGCGACGCCGACAUCGAGGAGGACGACCGGGCGCAAGACGUGUUCGGCCGCGUCGACGCGCCCGAGCUGCGCGUGCGCUCGUUCCGCGAGGCGCAGGAGCUCGCCGUGCAGCAGUCGCGAGCUCGGCGAGCGCUCGACGAGGACGAGGACGUCGACAUGGUCGCGCGCGACGAGCGCGACGACGAGACGUACGACGAGCGCCUCUUGCGCGAUCGGUCGCCGCAGAUCCACCUCGGCGCAUCGUCGUCACCGGCGGCGCCGCUCAAGCUCAACCUCAAGCACCGCUCGACGACGGUCGUCCAGGCGACCCAUGUCGACGACUUUGCCGAUCUUGACUCCCAGCUCUCGGUCUUCGGGGUCCAGCACGGCACGACGGUCAAGUACAGCGAGCGCGACGAGUCAAGCAUCACGACCAACAAUGUCGGCGGCGGUCGCAGCGCAGUGACGAGCUUCAAGCGCACGACCGUCACGACAACCACGACCACGGCGGCAGCGGCGAGCAGGCCCGGCGCAAAAGGCGCCAAGUCGGGCUCGGCGCUCGGACCUCGGCCGAGCAAAUUCGCUGCGGUGCGCAAGGGUGGGUUUGCGUAG